GGCCUCCCGCACGUUAUAUUAACCCUCGAACUAGCUUGCUUGAUCUGUUGUAAAGACAGGGGGAGAAUGGAAGAGGUUGUUUGGCAAUUAGAACAAGUAGCGCAUUCCUCGUGAGGGUUACCACUUACCACUUAUCAGUUCCGCGUAUAAUGCUGCCGUGCUGGCGGAAGUGAGAAUGACUUCGGACGGCGCCACGUCGGCGGCGGCCAAUCGGAGGAAGCCGUCGUGGAGGGAGAGAGAGAACAACCGGAGGAGAGAGAGGCGAAGGAGAGCUAUAGCAGCCAAGAUAUACUCUGGACUUAGGGCGCAGGGGAACUACAAUUUGCCCAAACACUGCGACAACAACGAGGUCCUCAAGGCUCUCUGCGCCGAAGCUGGUUGGACCGUCGAAGAAGACGGCACCACCUAUCGCAAGGGAAGCAGGGCAGCACUAGCACUAGCACUAGCAGGUGAUGGUGCAGGUACCUCCAGCAGAAACACGCCUUUCUCGUCACAAAAUCCGAGUCCAAUUCCUUCAUACCAAGUGAGUCCUUCCUCAUCCUCUUUCCCGAGCCCAUCUCGUUUGGACGGGAACAACGCGUCAAACCUAAUCCCCUACAUUCGGCAUGCGUUCCCCGCAUCUCUCCCUCCUUUAAGGAUAUCAAACAGCGCCCCUGUCACCCCACCCCUCUCCUCGCCAACUUCCAGAAACCCCAAACCCAUUCCCACAUGGGACUCCAUCGUCAAAACCUCCAUGGCAUCAUCCUUCAACCACCACCGCCACCACCACCCUUUCUUCGCCGCUUCUGCCCCGGCCAGCCCCACGCACCGCCACCUCUACCCACCGCCACCUAUUCCCGAGUGUGACGAGUCUGAUAGCUCCACUGUUGAGUCUGGCCAGUGGCUCAACUUCCAAGCAUUUCCACCCUCUGUUUCUGCGAUGCCCAUCUCUCCCACCUUGAACUUCAUCAAACCUGUGGUGAAUCAGCAGCACAACCUUCCUAUCCAAGAGGAGAGAAUUGGGGUGCAGGUGAAGCCUUGGGUCGGGGAGAGGAUUCAUGAAGUCGGAUUGGAUGAUUUGGAGCUCACGCUCGGAAGUGGCAAGACACCUACUUAGGCUGCUUGCAAAACUGGUUCAGAUUGAGACCCCUCGAUUCAACCUUGAAACACAAGUUACAGUUAGUAAAUGGGUGCAUCUCUGCUCGUAUGUAACCACCAUAAACUUGUUAUUGGAAUAGGGAAGGAUCACAUGACAUGUUCAUUUUAUUUUAUGUUUACAGUUAUUAUGUCCAAAACCAAAACUCUUUUUAACAUAUCAAAUUUAUUUUUAUUUUAAAGGA
Molecule: messenger RNA, 1319 nt
Organism: Cajanus cajan (pigeon pea)
Lineage: Eukaryota; Viridiplantae; Streptophyta; Magnoliopsida; Fabales; Fabaceae
Gene: BZR1
Product: Brassinosteroid signaling positive regulator (BZR1) family protein
Biological process (GO): brassinosteroid mediated signaling pathway; DNA-templated transcription
Molecular function (GO): DNA-binding transcription factor activity
Source: RefSeq, a predicted model, not a curated record